Heteronotia binoei (common prickly gecko) is the source of this 6289-nucleotide messenger RNA. RefSeq names its product A-kinase anchoring protein 11 (gene AKAP11). Gene Ontology annotation, molecular function: protein kinase A binding. Gene Ontology annotation, cellular component: cytoplasm. The transcript has 13 exons. Lineage: Eukaryota; Metazoa; Chordata; Lepidosauria; Squamata; Gekkonidae. The record is from RefSeq and is a predicted model, not a curated record. Gene Ontology annotation, biological process: intracellular protein localization. The coding region runs from base 391 to 6195 and encodes 1934 amino acids.
GGGGCCGCCGCCGCCGGGCCGAGACAUCCGCGGAGCCGCCUCAGGUGAGCCGCGGAGAGGAGAGGAAGGGGCGGCCCACCUCGGCGGGGGGAGACAGACAGAGAGAGGGAGGCGGGGCCUGCGCGCCCCUGAAGAAGACUUCUAAGAAAAAUGAAUUGAGCUCUCUGAAGAUACGUUAAAAUUUUAUUUUUUAAGCACUUUGGAUUCUCUUUGGAUCUUUUCCCUUUAUUUUUAAAUUUCCGAUCAACUUCUUUGUGCAAUACAGAAAGUUUCUUCACUUUGCCCCUUAGCAUCUUAUAUCCUUCAGUACAUUUACACAAACUUGAAGUCUGUUUGCCUCUUAAAAAUUGUGGAAGAAGUUUUUGAAUCCUUCAUUUAAAAACUAACACUAUGGAAGGUAUUACUAGGGUCCGAAGCAAUCAAAGGAGAUCCAGAACAGCAGUGAAAAAGAGUUUUAGUGACUGUGCCUUGCCUCCUAUGAAGGUGUGGUUGCAAAGCCAAAAAGAAUUAUGCAGCAUCUCCACAGAAGAACUGGAGGAGAAGGGCCAGUUCAAUGAGGUCAUGUUUCUGUGCUUUGCUGAUGAGACAGCUGUGGCUCCUAAGGAAUUUGCAGCUGUGUCUGUGGAACUUCUGGAUCUUCUGAAAUCUCUUCACUUGUGCAAUUUAAAUGAAAAUGAAGUUAUUUUCCUAAAGGACUUGUAUAAACCGUUAGAGACUGGCGAUGUUCUCACUCAACAGCACUGCCCUUCACAAACCCUGUGUGUGAUGAGACUGGCUCCUUCCCGUCCAAGACUCAGCGCGGAUUCUCUCUUGACUUUGCUGAGCGAGUAUGCCGCUGGUAUCAGAUGUGCUGUGGAAACAUCUGCAUUGCAGAAGCACAUAUCAGACACACCACGCGCGGAGGACGAUGACACUAAUCAUUCGGUGUCUUCCAUCGAGGAUGAUUUUGUGACUGCUUUAGAGCAUUUAGAUGAAGAUGAGCCUACAAAGACAAUGAACCCUGACCAAGUUACGCCUGAGAAACUGCUCCAGGAUGCUGCUUCACAGACCCUUGUUGCUCCUCACUUAGACUCUGCUGAUCCCAGGAUAGUUAUUAAGCCAUCUUGCAAAGCCUCAGCUCUUCUCGUUAACAUCUUGGAACUUCAAGGGCUGUCACCCUCUGUAAGACGUUCAGUCACAACUUCUGCUUCUGAUCCUGGGCUACAGAUGGCUUUUUCCAGGUCCCAUGAUUCUUCUGAUCCAGGUGUUAACCUCUUCCCUAAAACAUUGUUUUCUUCCUCUCCGGAUGACUCCUCAGAGUCAGAAUGCUCCAGCCCGAGCCCAGUUAUUUUCUUAGAUGAAGAAGGGUAUCAAAGAAGCCUCAAGGCGAAACUUCAGCUGCCAAAGAUCCCCGUAAUGAAGGACGAUGUUGAAGACUCAGACUCUGAAGUGAGUGAAUUUUUUGAUAGCUUUGACCAGUUUGAUGAGCAAGAGCAAACUUUGCAGAGUGGCUGUAAAUUGUCUGAGGAGCCCACUGUGGGGCACAUAGCCCAAGAGAAAACACUUUCAUGUAAAACAUCAAGCUCCGCAACCACUGCAGUGAAUCUCCAGAAGUUCAAAUCUGAUCGUCCCGUUCUGCCCGCCAAUGUCAAGAAGCCAACGCCCCGCAAACUGGAGUCUUUGUACGGUCAGAAUCUUCUGGAUGUCCCAGAGUCCCCUCGUCCAUUGCAAAUGUCAGGAGAGGAUAGUGGAGGUUUGUUCAGCCCAAUCAGGUCAUCGGCCUUCAGUCCGUUAAGCAACGGCUUUUCAUCGGAGUGCCUGUGUCAGCUGGGCAGCGAUAGAGACACCGUCAGCCAAAACCACAAUCUCUUUUGCCGUACAUAUUCAGACUUUGCAAAUACGGUUUCCUUUGAAAUUCUAGGUUCUGUCUUGAAUUCUCGUACUUCGCCAUUGCGUAGAUACUCUCGAGAGCUUUCCAACCGUAACAGAACUGUCUCACAAGAAGAAAAAUUUCCUGUUGUGGAGAUCAAAGGGGAUAGCACUAAAAAAGAGGUAGAUAAGAAAAGCAGAUCUAAACAGAAAGCGCUAGUGAUUAAAAACCACAUCCAGAAAUUUGCAUCAGAACUUGUGGAGAAGAGUUUUGGCCAUGCUUUUAAAGACCUCCAAAAGGGUGUUUCUUCGUGUACGAGUGUCCUCUGUCACCUGGCAGCCAAGCUGACUUCUUCAGCCUUUCAGAUGGCUUUUUAUGAGAUCAGACGGCAGCGAGCCUUUUCCCUGAAGCAGAAGGCCAUUGGUGGGCUAGCUGGGUUUUUGGUGAGCAAAGCAGUAACAGGUGCUUUAAAAGAACUCCACUCCAUGAAGCAACAAAUGUUUACCAACACCGUUGCAAAAUUUGCAGCUGACCUUGCAGAGGAGCUCAUUUUUGAAGGGAUCAUGGAAGUGUGCCAGUUUUCUCAUCCCUCCACACCAGCUGCUUCUCAGAACGGGUCUUUCCACUAUGACGAUAAAGUUGUACGGUCCUAUGCUGAAGACUUAUCUGAUUCAGUUAUUCAGGAAGCUUUCAUUGAGUUAUCUCAGGUUGAUGUGACCUUUACAACUCAAGCAGCAAUUAGUGUUUCCAUGAACAACAUAAAAUAUGUCAGCGCUGAAAGUAUUCUGGAAUCCACACAGGCCUCCAGUGCUUCCUCAGACUUUCCUGAUAAAGUGCCAGUAACCUUGAAUCCAGUACAGGAAUCCAGAAAGGAAUAUACCAUCCAUACAGCCUUGUUCUACACUUCUGGCAUUGCCAGUUCCGUUCCAGUGCCCUUAGCUGGAAGUGCACUUUGUCAAAACCAGAUCUUAACUGAUAACGCAAAGAUGAAGAACCGUUCAACAGCAGAUGGCCAUGGGAAAAUGUGGAAAGACUCUGCAGAAUUGAAUUACGCGACACGGAAGAGACAAGAGGAAGUAACAUCCUUAAGAAGUAUUUACCUGACGUCAGGUAAUGGUCCAGGAAGUGGAUGCAAUACUCACAUUUUAUGUAAGCAAGGUGACUGCAAACAAGCAAAUAAUUCUGAAAUCCGUAACAUUUCUCACUUAAGUGGGAUGCCAGCCGUCAGUAAUUUUUCUGGAACAAUGGUGGAUAUGAUAGUAACCGAGGCUUACGAAGCAGUAACUUCUUCAAAGGUUUCUAAAAUAUCAGAGCAUUAUACAGAUAUCUUAAGAACCGAGAAGAUGCCAUAUUUGCAGUGCAUUGGUGAAGACACGUGCAGAAAUGUAUUUGCUAAUUACUUGGCCAAGCAGCCGGUAAAACAGUCUGUAGAUGAAACCAAGUCUCCAUGUUCUGCUACAAGUGAGAAACUAGCAUACUGUGUAGGAUUAGGAAGUAAUAAAGAAAACAAUAAGGCAGAAUUGCAUAGCACAACAAGUCAACCUGGAAAAAAGAACAGUGCUCUAGUAAUUGUGGGACAGCAGCAGAUGCCCCUAAACAGCUUGUCUAAAUUUCAUGUAACUCCAGAUUACUGCAGUAGGCGUUUGCUUUCCGGGGGUAAGGACUGCUUUCAAGAAAGGAAGUGGCAAGUUGGGUGCCGAUUUUCAACAUGCGCGAGCCCUUUUUGUUCUGGGCCUUCUGUAAAGUGUGCUGAUGAGUUUCCAGAGACCGAAAAAUGUUCAGCAAAACCUUCAAGUGACCCACUGGAAACACAUGAUAUGCUCAAAACUGCAGGCUGUUCCGUAUCCGGUCAGGAACGAACGUCUACCCUUGCUUCUGUGGUUCCUAACUGCGAUGAUGCAUUUCAUAUGGAACACAGAUCAAGCAUGAGAGAGGGAGCUCUGUGUGUGGUCCCGGACACACCACCCCCAACACCUUCAACCCCCUCGCAGGCUAGUUCUGAGUGGAACGUAAGGAACUUAACAAAACAGCUAAAAGGUGAACUAGCAAAGCAGUUUGCUCCUGCUACCCCUCCUCCCACACCUUACAGAUCAGAAGUGGAGGGGCCCUAUGAAAAUGAACAUUCUUUCUUAGAAAAAGAAGAGUUCAUGCUAAAACUGAUGCGGUCUCUUUCCGAGGAAGUUGAAAGCGGUGAAGAUGAGUCUACUGUCGCGCUGGCUGAAAAGGUUAAAGCCUCAAUAAGGACACUGGCAUAUGCAGAUCAUCUGGCCACGUGUAUCAUUUCCAUGGCCACUGAAAUGGCUGCUUCCCAUUUAGAGAAUGAAAACGCUGAAGCAAAAAAUAAACUUAAGCUACAACCUGGGUUUGCUGCAUGCACGAACGUUCCAGAAAAAAAUGGACAUUCCUUGUGGAUUUAUGCCAGCGAUGUGGCUGGCAAGGUUGUUAGUGAAGCAAAGAAAAUAGCACAGUCCAGCCACUGCAAACGUUUGAGGCUGAAGCAAGUGAAUCGCCAGGCUGACCAUCUUAAGAGAACCUGUAACGAAUGUCGGUCAAAAGGCAAGAAGUUUCUCUUGGCAGACCAGCGGUCGAAAGACACUGAUUUUUCAGUACUUUCUUUACCCCUGAGUUCAGAGGCUCCUGGACUGACCACCAAAUUUCCCAGCUGCGAAAGUGUAACAGAUGAGUAUGCAGAUCACAUUAUUCGGAUGCUGAAACGAGAAGGUGGUCAUGGUGACCUAAUAAUGGAGCAGUUUGCCAGUAGACUUGUUUACAGAUCUAUAAAAUCUGGAAUGCAGCAAGCUGCGUGCAAACUCAAAAUGAAAUGUAAUAGAAAAGUCGCUCCUGAUCAGAAUUUGCGGUUCAACAGUCCACUUGAUCCGUUUGAGCUAGCAAACAAGGAAGCAAAGAAACAGAAAAGAAAAAGUAUGCAUCGUUUUGGGAAACUGGCUUCUGAAAGCAAAUACAGCAUAGGGAGAGCGGAAUAUCCAAAGUUAUUAAAUUUCUCUGAAUCCCUUGCCAGUAGCAUAACCUCUGACGUCAGAAGAAAAUUUAAAAUGUCACCUGCUUGCUUGCCGAAAUCCUUAACUGAUUCUUGUUUGUAUAAAAAAUCCCAGGCCAGCGCAGUCACAGGUGAUCUCAAGACGCUCUCUCAAACCCCGUCUCCUGACAGUUGCAAACAAAAACUGUAUCGUAGCACAGGCAGCUUAAAUGAAUGUGCUUACAGAGACAGCAUUGUUAACGCCAUAGAACAAUAUGCCAGGAAGAUAGUCGAUGACACUUUAGAAGUAAGCUUGGAAUCUGCUGCUGUCCAAACUACCGGGCACUGGACUAAUGGAGAGAGAUCAACGUAUGCAGAAAAGCUGUCUCCGUUUUCUGCAACUGCUUGCAGGUACUGCUGUAUGAAGGAGCACCAGAACUGCCCUGGAAGCCCAUCUUUGCACCUCCUUGGACAAGAGCUUCAUUCCAGAAGUGGACAGAUUUCAAACUUGAGACUAAGUGGCGGUUGUCAAAAAUCUCACGUUCUUCACCUUGAUAUUCCGAAAAUUCAUAUUAAUAUGGAUGAGAAGGUAGCGUUUGCCGAAAACAUGAUUGCUGCCGGUUUUGACAAAGCAGAGAGGCAGCUGAGCAACACAAGUCUGGCAGCUGACAGUGGAAUCGGCCAGGAUGGAAUCAGCUUUGCAGAAAGUCUUACUACAGAAAUCAUAACUUCCUGUAUGACAAACAUCGGUCAGGCUGUCAACAUAAGCUCUGCGGGAGAAGAGGGCUUCCGUUCUGCAGAAUCGGUAAUCAGCCAGCAAAUGAGUCUCAGCACCGGCGACGACAGCACUGGCAGCUGGUCCAACCUGAGCUUUGAAGAUGAGCAGCCCGAGGAGAACAGCAGUUUUCUCCACCUCAGCGAGAGUCUUGGUAACAGCAGUAGCUGGAGCAGUCUUGGUUUAGAAGGAGAUAUGUAUGAGGAGAAUUUAUCCUUUCCAACAUCAGACAGUGACGGAACAGAAGAUAAAGAAGAAGAGCUGAAGAAUACCAUUCUAGUCUUGGGACGCAAAGAGAAGUCCCUGGUGAUCCUCAAUGUUGACCUGGAGCCCUGCCUGGUGGAUUCCCAGCUGAGGAUGACGCUGCAGUGGCUUUCUGCUUCCCAGGCAGAGGUGGCGGAGCUCCGUUUCCACGACGCUGUUCCGAAGGAGUUUGUUCUUCUUUCGAAGAGAUUGCGCGAGAGAGGCUGGAAAGUGGGCGACCUCUUCCAAGCCGUGCAGAAGUACUGUGAAGGAGCCCUGGAAAAGGCUGCAGGUGGGGAGACGGCUCUGGGAAGCCAGACGCUCUUUGGAUGGCUUCAGGGCUGCAUCUGAACACCCAAAGAGAUGCCGUUCUCAUUUGGCACAUUUCUGUUUCUGAAGGAUAUGAAAAUGUAUAAUGCUUUCCCCCUCGUGAAUGUGCUGCUGU